Clonostachys byssicola is the source of this 585-nucleotide messenger RNA. The record is from the annotation of a GenBank genome assembly. Lineage: Eukaryota; Fungi; Ascomycota; Sordariomycetes; Hypocreales; Bionectriaceae.
AUGAACUCGUCUACAUGGAAGCCACACGGCCUGAUCCGUACUCCACAACUGGAGUAUUACUACCAAGAAGCUAAAGCCCUCGUCGAUCCCCAUGGCAACACUACCCAAGCAACAGAGGACAAGAGUAUUCGGCUUUUCGCACAGCUCCUGGCCAAAUACAUUUUCCCUGGGAAUGAGUACGCCGUCGUCCCCGGGCCGAUGUCAUCCAGCGACUUGGUUGUCGAGCGGUGCACCGCCAACAUGAACUUUGAAGUCCUAUGUUUCGUCGAUGCUAAGAAGCCCACCAAUGUUGCCGCGGACCGGGUCGCCUACCUCGAGCAGCAAGCUCUGAGCCACUGCAGGGAGCUCCUCCGAGCAAACCCGACCUACAAGCGCGCCUACGCAUGCACCAUUGUGGGAACUCACAUCCGGUGCUGGAUGGUGGUGUCAGACUUUGGAGGCAGCAUUGAUCUGACGGGCAUGUGGUCGUGGUUUCAGGUGGGGACCUUUGAGCACUACCUGGACGUCGGGCUGGACGUCAACAAAGCCAUAUUGGAGCGAUCGUUCAACCAGAUGCGGAAUGUUCCCCCAUCUCGGGCACAUUAA